Messenger RNA from Medicago truncatula (barrel medic), 2328 nucleotides. RefSeq names its product tonoplast dicarboxylate transporter. The transcript has 6 exons. The record is from RefSeq and is a predicted model, not a curated record. Gene Ontology annotation, biological process: transmembrane transport. Bases 536 to 2122 code for a protein of 528 amino acids. Gene Ontology annotation, cellular component: plasma membrane. Gene Ontology annotation, molecular function: transmembrane transporter activity. NCBI's taxonomy places the organism in Eukaryota, Viridiplantae, Streptophyta, Magnoliopsida, Fabales, Fabaceae.
CUGUUGAUCUCGAACUAGUUAAUUUCAUCAGACAGAGACAAUCGGACGGCACCGGCGAGAAUUCAGAGAAGAAGAAGGAACGUGGGGCUUUUUGAGAGAGAGCGCGUGUAUGAUUUUUUUUCCAGUGAACAAAUGCUUAUUUUUAAUCUUUUAAUCCGAGUCUUUAAUUAUGUUUUUGCAAUGUGUCGUACAUUUAUGCAUCGAAUAGGUGUAAAUGGAGCCCUCUUAAAUGGAGUAAAGAUGCACGGCAUAGCCCAACCUCGACCAGUUCUAAUAUAAUAGAAGAAAGCAAUUGACAAGAACAAUACAUUGUAAUAAAUAGGGACGAAGUUCGAACCCAAACUCCCCACUUAUUCACUUUUAAUAGAUGCAUUUCUAGCCAUUUUAACUACUCGACCAAAAAACGAUCUUGGCUACUUCUAUAUCAUGUGGAAAAAACUCAUGAAUAAAAAAGCCUCACACUUCAUAUAUAUCUCUCAAACGUGUCCUUUCCAACCAUAGCCGCCAUUUUUCCAUAAUUAUUCCACCUCCCAACAUGGCUGGAGAAGACUCUCUCAAUGCGACACUUCUACCCCUUCAAGAACCAAUCCAAGAAACACCCAACAAUAAUUCCAUUACAAUAUUUUCAAUCUUAAACCUUCAAAACUUUUAUAUAAUUUUAGGACCAUUAUUGUCAAUUAUUAUUUGUCUCCUAGUGAAGCUAGAUGCUCCUACGACAAGCACAAAAAUGCUUGGUGUGAUUGCUUGGGUUUUCACGUGGUGGAUCACUAAUGCUGUUCCACUUCCUGUUACUUCCAUGUGUCCCCUCUUUUUGUUUCCUCUCUUUGGAAUUGCUUCAGCUGAUACUGUUGCUCAUUCUUAUAUGGAUGAUGUGAUUACACUUGUUUUGGGAAGUUUCAUACUUGCUCUUGCUGUGGAACGAUACAACGUGCAUAGAAGAUUGGCUUUGAAUGUAACCUUGGUGUUUUGUGGCGAUCCACUGAAUCCAUCAAUGCUACUAUUAGGUCUAUGUGCAACCACAUUUUUCGUGAGCAUGUGGUUACACAAUGUGGCAACAGCGGUUAUGAUGAUGCCGGUAGCAACCGGAAUCCUACACCGGCUACCACCAGCGGAGGAGCAGCCAGAAUUAAUGAACAAGUUCAGUAGAGCAGUGAUUCUAACAGUGGUGUAUGCUACACCAAUUGGAGGGAUAAGCACUCUAACAGGAACAGGUGUGAACUUGAUAAUAAUUGGAAUGUGGAAAAGCCUUGCCCCUGAAGCAAAACCAAUAAGCUUCAAUUCUUGGUUUUUCUUUGGGUUCCCUGUGGCUGUUUUGUUGCUUCUCUGCUUUUGGUGUAUACUAUGUUUGAUUUAUGUUCGAAAGGGGUCGAGUAGGGCUUUGUCUGAUUAUUUGGAUAGAGCUCUCUUGAAGAGAGACCUUGAAGCUCUUGGUCCCAUGUCUUUUGCUGAAAAGAUGGUGUUAUGUGUAUUUGGGUUGUUGAUAGUACUAUGGAUGACAAGAAGAAUAUCAGAUGACUUACCUGGAUGGGGAGUUUUGUUCCAUGGCCUUGUUGGUGAUGGAAGCAUCAGUGUACUAGCAGCUGUCUUAUUAUUCAUAAUCCCAAACAUGAAGCAAAAUGGGGAGAAGCUAAUGGACUGGAAUGAAUGCAAAAAGUUACCAUGGAACCUAAUUUUGCUUCUAGGAGCUGGAUUUGCCUUAGCAGAUGGAGUACAAUCUAGUGGUCUAGCUGAUGUAAUGUCAAAAGCCUUAGAAUUCUUAAAAGAUGUUCCAUACUUAGCAAUUGUUCCUGCUGUUAGUCUACUAUGUAGCAUUAUCACUGAAUUCAUCACUUCCAAUGAUGCCACAGCCACACUUCUUGUUCCACUUUUGUAUCACAUAGCCAUAAAUAUGCAUGUUCAUCCACUUCUUCUUAUGAUCCCUGGUGGUAUAGCAACUGAGUUUGCAUUCUGGCUUCCAACAUCAACACCUUCAAAUGUUGUUGGAUUUGCCACUGGACAUAUUGAAAUUAAAGACAUGCUUAAAGUUGGUGUGCCACUUAAGGUUGCUGGAGUUUCUGUUCUGGCUCUUCUCAUGCCAACACUUGGAUCUAUUGUUUAUGGAACAAAUGAUGGUACGCAAUAGGUGGCAGAUGAAAACUCUCAUUGGAUAAUAACCACAUGGACUUCUUUUCCAAAUUUAUGUUCUUGUGUUUAUAAUUUUUUUGUAUAUGAUUGUUUUUAGAGGGUAAAAGGAAAUUAUGUAAAAAAAGGAGUUAAAUGGAUAGGAAUUUCAAUAGUUCAUUAAUUAAAAAAUUAAUGAGAUGUGGCGUACACACUCAUUACAAAUCA